Symbiodinium sp. CCMP2592 is the source of this 2010-nucleotide messenger RNA. The record is from the annotation of a GenBank genome assembly. Lineage: Eukaryota; Dinophyceae; Suessiales; Symbiodiniaceae.
AUGAGCCGGACCAUGCGACCCAUCGAUGUUCUUUGCGAGGAGGAGCGGCUUCGAAGACUCUCCGAGCGAAUGGUCUACGACAGCAGCGACGGCGCCGAGCAUGCCCGUCAGAGGCGUGCCCGGACGCUUGUAGAGGAGAUGAGCCUUCUGGGGUCGCGGUUGCGAUCGAAGUCUAAUGAAGAUCGUCGCUUCGAUGCGGUCGAGGCCCUGGAGGCUGGUCUGGAGGCGAGACGGAAGGCCUUGCUCACGGCGAAGGAGGGCUCACUUCGAGCUUCGGCACCCAUCCGACAAGUGGACAGCGGUGAUUUGCAGUCGGAUCUCGCAGACGCACUGGAGCGUGUCACGGUUCGCUCUGUGGUGGGACUCCGAGGCUUAGUGGAGGUUCCCAGGCCAGUCGAGGCUGUGGUUGUCGCUGUGCUGCAACUUGUGAACUGCGACUAUGCUGGUGUUGAUCUGGAUCCCUCGCCUCCACCAACAACCUGGGAAGAAGCACGUCGAGUACUCCUAAAGCCUGGCCACUUUGUGAGUGCCUUGCGGAAAUUUCCCUUUGCAUUGCAGCGUGGGCAGAUACUGGAGACUGAGAUACUGCAAGCAGAGCAGGCCUGGAGCAACGUCCCAAGUGCAGGAGCGGGGCUUUCUCAAGUUCAUGAGGCCGCUGUCCACUUGUAUGACUGGCUGACAAUUGCCUUAAACUUCGCAGCCUCGCUGCCGGCGGGGGCCAGUGCCAAAAGCGUCGCCGGGAAAGUCGGGACCGCCGAGAGUGAGCGAAUCCCGGCCUACCCUCGCUCUGCACCUGGCUCUCCAGACUGGAAUCUUCAGCCGAUCGCCCCGUCGACUUUUGUCGCCUCCACGAUCGCCCCUUCGAGCUCAGAGCGCCCACAUGAGCCACAGCGCGAGGUCCAGGUCCGCGAGGCCCGGAACGCACCGAAGCAGAAGAGAUCCCUAUCUCCCAAACUACCACACAAGCCAUCCACUGCUACGACAACCACAAGCGAUACGGCGCGCAUCACGACUUGGUCAAAGACGUCAACUUCUUCGACGGCAUCGAUGAGUACCUCGCCCUGCUCGUCGAGAUCGGGCUUUAGCGCGUCGUGGUCUGGGCUUGCAACUUGCAAGCCUGCGCACACACGUUCCCGAGUGUCAGUUCCAGGUGCAAGUCCACGCAGAAGCAGCCCUUCACCAACAUCAGGACUUUCAGCCACAAAGCCGUCAUCCACGCGGAUCGCUGCGUCCUCUGCGAGGUCUCCGCAGCCCCGCACAAGGCAAGCAAUUCGCAAGUCGACCUCGCCACUGCCAAAGCCCAAGCCCAAAGAUGAGGCAGAGGCUGGUCAGCCUCGCUCAACCGGCGACAUUGCACCGUUGAGUAGCAGCCAGAGCCAGAUCUCAUCGCUGAGCUCUGCCACGUUGCCGACUGCAGAAGACUUUGCAGCGAUGCGAAGUCGAUUGGACCAGGAGAAGAGGGAGGUCAGGCAAAUCAAAUCUUUGGAGUCGCAGCUGAAGUGGGGCCUACAGCGUGAAGAGCGACGGCAGACCGAGGAAGAACGGAGGGAAGAGGCCCGGCUGAUCAUGGAAUGGAGAGAUCGUCAGGCCAAGGAGAUGAAAGACUUUGUCGAGGAGAAGACUCGAGAGCAGCGCGUGCAGGAGCUACUUCAAUCCAAGGAGUACCAGGUGUUCAAGCGUGAAUGGAAGCAAGCCGCGCGGAAAGAUGAGAUCGAACAGAUCAAGGCUCAACUGGCCGAAGGCAUCAACAACGCCCACUGGAAGCUUCAGCUGCAGCGCGCAGUGGAGCUGGACCGCCAGCUUGCUUUGCAGGAAACCAUGGAGUCCCAGCAGGAGAUGAAGGAGUUACGAGAAAAAGAGCGACAACACGAAAAAACUGUGCAGCUACAGGACAGAGCACACGACCUUGCCUUGGAGUACGCACAUCAGGCUUCGCAGAUCUCCUCAGAGAAAGAGGAGUCGGGCCGUGUGAAGGAAGAUGUGUUCAGCAAGUUUCUCGAACAAGCUUGA